Messenger RNA from Budorcas taxicolor (takin), 2815 nucleotides. It is a transcript of the gene TMEM175, whose product is annotated as transmembrane protein 175. The record is from RefSeq and is a predicted model, not a curated record. Bases 324 to 1886 code for a protein of 520 amino acids. NCBI's taxonomy places the organism in Eukaryota, Metazoa, Chordata, Mammalia, Artiodactyla, Bovidae. Gene Ontology annotation, cellular component: lysosome; endosome. The transcript is spliced from 10 exons. Gene Ontology annotation, molecular function: proton channel activity; potassium ion leak channel activity.
GGUCGCGCGCCUGCUGGCUGCGGCGGACGACCCUCGGAGGUCUCGCCCGCGGCCUGGCGCCCAACCGUCCGCGCGUGGCCGUUUCCGCGGAAGCUGGCGCUCCCGGGGCCUGGCUGCGCGGCGGGAGCAGCGGGCUGUGUGCGCGGAGCGCCAGGGCGCUGGCAAUGUCCAUCUUUUUGAGUUGGUUCCCACUAAAGAACUGAAAAGCUCAAUUUCAGAAACCAAGAUUGGUAGCUUCUGUAGAAAAAAGUCAGAUCUGGCGGCACUGGACCCAGACUCCCGGGUGUCACCCACCACCUAGAGCUGCCCCCGCAGGCCCCACCAUGUCCGGGCCCCAGACCCCGGAGCCGACCCUCGAGGGGCAGGCAGACACCUCCGUGGGCUCACCAGACGAGGACGCGGCCGACGGGACCCAGCACUCGCAUCGCAUGCUCAGCUUCAGCGACGCGCUGCUGUCCAUCAUCGCCACCGUGAUGAUCCUGCCCGUGACCCACACAGAGAUCUCCCCGGAGCAGGAAUUUGACAAGAGUGUCCAGAGGCUCCUUGCCACCAGGAUUGCUGUGUACCUGAUGACCUUCCUCAUCGUGACUGUGGCCUGGGCGGCCCACACGAGGUUGUUCCAAAUUGUUGGGAAAAUAGACGACACGCUGGCCCUGCUCAACCUGGCCUGCAUGAUGACCAUCACCUUCCUGCCGUUCACAGUGAGUCACAGGGGCUUCCGGCCCCAGGUCCACCCCAGGCGCACCCGCCCUCCACUGACCCCAGAACACGCCCUCCUCAAAGCUCUCAGACCCAUCGGCAGUCGGCCUGGACCACGUGGUUGCAGAGUUUUCCUUGAUGGUGGCCUUCCCCGAGGUGCCUCUGGGCAUCUUCCUGUUCUGCGUGUGUGUGACCGCCAUCGGGGCUGUACAGGCGCUGAUCGUGCUCUACGCCUUCCACUUCCCGCACCUCCUGAGCCCCCAGAUCGAGCACUCUGCCCACCGCGGCCUCUACCGGCAGUACAUCCUGGGCGUUGUCGUGCGGGGCCCCGCGCUCUGCCUGGCCGCCGCUGGCUUCUCCCUCUUCUUCUACCCCGCGGCCCCAGAGAGCCCCCGGCUCACAGCGUGGAGGUCUUCACCUUCGACCUGCACGAGCCGCUCAGCAAGGAGCGAGUGGAGGCCUUCAGUGACGGGGUCUACGCCAUUGUGGCUACUCUGCUCAUCCUGGACAUCUGCGAGGACAAUGUCCCGGAUGCCAAGGACGUGAAGGAGAAGUUCCAGGGCAGCCUGGUGGCCGCGCUGGGCGAGUCUGGGCCGCACUUCCUGGCCUACUUCGGCUCCUUCGCCACGGUGGGCCUGCUCUGGUUCGCCCACCACUCGCUGUUCCUGCACAUCCGCAGGGCCACGCGGCCCAUGGGGCUGCUCAACACACUCUCGCUGGCCUUCGUGGGCGGCCUGCCCCUGGCCUACCAGCAGACGUCAGCCUUCGCACAGCAGCCCCGUGACGAGCUGGAGAGCGUGCGUGUCAGCUGCGCCAUCAUCUUCCUGGCCAGCAUCUUCCAGUUCGCCAUCUGGACCACGGCCCUGCUGCGGGAGGGGGAGACGCUGCAGCCCUCGGCACGCUUCGGGGGCCGCGAGCACGCGUUCAUGUUCGCCAAGCUUGCCCUGUACCCCUGCGCCAGCUUGCUGGCCUUCGCCUGCACCUGCGUGCUGAGCAGCUUCAGCACGGCCAUCUUCCACGCCAUGCAGAUCGCGGUGCCCUUCACCUUCCUGCUGCUGCGGCUCCUGGUGCGCCUGGCGCUGGCCGGCCUGCGGGCCCUGCGGGGCCUGCUGGGGCCUGUGCUCGUGCGCCCGGCGCCAGGGGCCGCGGACGAGGCCCAGUCCCUGCUGCUCCCUGCCCCCUGCUAGCGCCGCCCCACCCCGCCCCACCUCGAGGGCCUCGUGAAGAUUCAUGUUCUGCCUCAGAUUACUUCCACUUUGCAGAGAAGAGUCUCAAGGCAGCCUCACUGUGUUGCUUGUGCCCGUUGUCUGCUCGAGCCAGCAGAGAUGAGCCCCAGAGGGCUGGCAGGAGGCGGAGGCCCAGCCCCUCCCUGGACUCAGUCUACACCCCAGUGCAGAGGCCCCAGCAGGCUGCCAGAGCACCCCCCACCCUCCACGACUUGCCCCGGGCACAGCGACGCAGGAGACGGACAGCAGCAGGGCUGGGUGCCCAGACUCUAUUUGUCCAAGAUAUAAAUUAGUCACCUUCGGGGGUAGGUUACAUACGAGGAAGGGGUGCAGAGCUCACACAGACUCAGACUCGCUUACACGCAGGGCGCUCGUCCACCCGAACCACAGUGACAGUUCCCAUCAACCGGUGCAGCUGCGAAGCAGAAGCUGAUUCCACCCCCAGGAGCGCAGGCCCAAGGGACGCACACCGGGCACUGGAGGCCUGUGGCCCUGGUGGUGCCCAUGUCUGGGUAGCUUUGGCACGAGCUUGGUGGGCAUAGGGCUGGGCAGGGCCGUGUCUGAGAUCGAGGCCAGUCUCAGGGUGAGGCCACCACCCAGGGUGCGGGCCUGGCAGAGCCAGCGCCAAGGCAGAGGGGCCUCCGGACGCCCCUUCCCAGCCUCGGGGUCCCCAGGUAGCUGGGCCAGGCUCCUCCAGGGCUGAGACAGGGCUCUGGGCUGGCUGGACUCCGGGGCUCUGAGUGACCCCCCGGCGGCCCAUCUGCGUCCCCCGUCUCCACACAGAGAAGCACAGAGACGAGUCUGCUCGGUGGACACGGAACCCGCGUGCUGACUGCUGACACGUGGGGGGCGAAGCGCUUUCCCCAGCCGAUUAAACCUCUCCCGCCGCA